AAUGGAAGGAGGUCACGGCGGUGCCGACAAGACGGCGUUCACCGAAUGCUUCCGGCGAUCCAUUGCUUCCCCGUUCAUCAUGCGCCUCGCCCUUUCCGCCGGAAUCGGAGGCCUUCUCUUCGGCUACGACACAGGUGUGAUUUCUGGAGCUUUGCUCUACAUUCGUGAGGACUUCCAGGAAGUUGACAAGAAAACAUGGCUUCAGGAAAACAUUGUGAGUAUGGCUGUAGCAGCAGCUAUAAUUGGUGCUGCACUAGGAGGAUGGAUGACAGACAAGUUGGGGAGAAAGAAAUCAAUUUUGAUUGCUGAUGUUUUGUUCAUUGUGGGAGCUGUUGUCAUGGCAGUUGCUCCAGCUCCAUGGGUCAUCAUUCUCGGCCGAAUCUUUGUCGGUUUGGGCGUCGGAAUGGCUUCCAUGAAUGCUCCCUUGUACAUCUCUGAAGCUUCUCCUGCUAAGAUCAGAGGAGCUCUAGUUUGCAUCAAUGGUUUCCUCAUCACUGGGGGCCAGUUCCUCUCUUACCUCAUCAACUUGGCUUUCACUAAGACGUCUUGGACAUGGCGUGGUAUGCUUGGAGUGGCUGCAGUUCCAGCUUUUGUUCAGUUCAUUUUGAUGUGUUUCCUUCCUGAGUCACCAAGAUGGCUCUACAGAGAGGGAAAAGAAGGUGAAGCUAGGCAAAUCCUUGAGAAAGUUUACCUCCCUAGUGAAAUUGACGAUGAGAUGAGUGCUAUGCAAGAAUCUGUGAGAGCUGAGAAGGAAAUGGAAGCCUCAAUGGGGAAUAGUUUCAGAGAAAAAUUUAAGAGAGCAUGGUCUACCCCGGCAAUUCGAAGAGGUCUGUACGCUGGCAUUGCAGUGCAAGUGACUCAGCAGUUUGUAGGCAUCAACACAGUCAUGUAUUACAGUCCGACCAUUGUUCAAUUUGCCGGUAUUGCUUCCAACUCCACGGCUCUUGCACUGUCCCUGAUCACUUCUGGGCUGAAUGUGGUUGGCACCAUCAUAAGCAUGCUUUUGAUUGAUCGAUUUGGGAGGCGAAAAUUGAUGCUCGUGUCCCUCAUUGGGAUCAUCGUGUGUCUUGUGAUUCUAAGUGGCACAUUCUUUCAGGCUGCAAAGCAUGCUCCUGGUAUAAGCAACGUGGACACCCUCAGCUUUGGAGGGAACUCUUCAUGCUCAGCAUAUACAAAGGCCUCAGAUUUUACUUCAUGGAACUGCAUGACUUGUUUGAAAGUACAAUGUGCCUACUGUGCUAAUGGAGAUAAUGAAUUCUUGCCGGGGGCAUGUUUGGCUUCAGACAAGGCUGUUCGAGCAACAUGUCGUGGACAGCACCGAGUAUGGUUUUCCGAGGGCUGUCCGAGCAGAAUCGGUGUCCUAGCCGUUCUAAUCCUAGGAUUAUACAUCCUGGCAUAUGCUCCCGGAAUGGGAACCGUUCCUUGGGUUCUGAACUCUGAGAUAUAUCCAUUGAGAUUCAGAGGAGCAGGAGGAGGCAUAGCUGCAGUUGCAAACUGGGCUGCAAAUCUUAUAGUGAGCCAAUCAUUCUUGAGCAUGAUUGAGGCUCUCGGCACCUCAGGCACAUUCCUCUUGUUUGCUGGCUUCUCCUUGGUUGGACUUGUGGUUAUGUACAUCUUAGUGCCUGAAACCAAAGGUCUUCAGUUCGAGGAGGUCGAGGAAUUGCUUACCAAAGGAUUCAGACCAUUCCCAUUUGACAGGAAGAACAAGAAUGAGAAUGGAAACUCUGUUUCAAAACGUGUUUCUGCAUUAACUGUUUGA
Molecule: messenger RNA, 1759 nt
Organism: Neltuma alba
Lineage: Eukaryota; Viridiplantae; Streptophyta; Magnoliopsida; Fabales; Fabaceae
Product: inositol transporter 4
Exons: 7
Coding region: 2-1759 (585 amino acids)
Biological process (GO): myo-inositol transport; transmembrane transport
Cellular component (GO): membrane
Molecular function (GO): myo-inositol:proton symporter activity
Source: RefSeq, a predicted model, not a curated record